AUGAAUAUAACAAAUAACACUAGUUCCAAUGACACUUCAGUUGACCCUCAACCACGAAUCAUUUGUCCAAAUGGAUAUUUAUAUGUAAAAGGAGAAUGUAUUAAAUCUAAAGAAUGGAUAAUGGCAAUUAGCAUUGGAUCAACAAUAUUAAUUUUAUUUGUCGUAAUAAUUGUUAUAAUUGCUUGGAUAUUAUCUAGAAGAAGAACAACAAGAAAAGGAAAUACAUAUAAAUAUACACAAGUUGAAUUUAAUAAUUUUCCAUUAACAGUAAGUAAAAAUACAUUAACAUUUGAAAAUGAAGGAAGAGUUAUGCAAAUAAAUAAAGCGUUUCAUGAUGAAAUUAAUGUAUAUAACCCAAGUGAAAUAGAAAAAACAUUUAAAAUUGAAUCGAAGUCAUCACAAUAUAAUAUAGAAUGUGAACCAAGAAUAGCCAUAUUAGGACCACAUUCAUCUAUUAAUGUUUAUUUUACAAUCACAUUAUUAUGUACAUGCAAAGAAUAUGAAGCAAUUCAAUUAAUAACAUUUGAUGGUAUUUCAGAAGAAAAUAUUGAAGAUGAUGAUAAAAUGAUUACUCCUCUUUAUAUUAAUGUAACAGGAGAAGAAAGUAUUUUAAUUGAUUAUAAAGAAAUUGAAUUUAUAGAUACUAUUAAAAAUGGAAAUAAUGGUAUUGUUUCAACAGGAAAAUAUAAUAAUCAGAAUGUAAUUAUUAAAAGAUUAAAUUUAAAAUGGAAUAGUAAUUCAUAUGAACGAUUUAUAAACAGUUUAAAAGAAUUAACAAAAUUAAGAUCACCAUUAUUAAUUAAUAUUAUUGGAGCAGUUACAACACCAGAACAUGAAUGUAUGAUAUUAGAAUAUGCAGAACAUGGAAAUGCAAGAACAUGUUAUAGAAGAGGAGAAAUGCAACCAUUAUUAAGAGCAAAAAUAUUUGAAGAUGUUUGUAAAGGAUUAGAAUUUCUUUAUCAAAAUAAACAAAUUCAUGGAAAUAUUAAACCUACAAAUAUGUUAAUUGUUUCACUUAAUAUUCAAUCAACAGUUUGUUGUAAAUUAGGACAUUAUUGGAAUAUUUCUCAAAUGACUGGAUUACCAAAAUUAACUAUUAAUGAAGAAGAAAUGUUACAAUCAACAUAUUACAAUGCACCUGAAGUUUUAAAAGGAAAUGAAUGUACAAAAGAAUCUGAUGUUUAUUCUCUUGGAAUGAGUUUGUUAGAAAUUUAUCAAGAAAAAAUGUUAUAUCCAGAACGACCUUUUUCUAAUGCAUGGGAUGCAGCUCUUGAAAUAUCAAAAGGAAAACGACCAAAUAUUCCUGAUACAAUAGACUUAUCAAUUAAAUCAUUAAUUCAACAAUGUUGGAAUCAAGAAAUAGAACAACGACCUCAACUUCAAGAAAUUUAUCAAUUUUUUACUUCAUUAAAAGAACAAAUUAUACAACAACAAGAACCUAUUCUUUAA
This is a messenger RNA of Entamoeba histolytica HM-1:IMSS, 1449 nucleotides long. Its product is annotated as protein kinase domain containing protein. NCBI's taxonomy places the organism in Eukaryota, Evosea, Mastigamoebida, Endamoebidae. Gene Ontology annotation, biological process: protein phosphorylation. Bases 1 to 1449 code for a protein of 482 amino acids. Gene Ontology annotation, molecular function: protein kinase activity; ATP binding. The record is from RefSeq and is a predicted model, not a curated record. The transcript has a single exon.